AUGGCACCCCGCCAGGGUGGCUAUCUCCGCGUUCCGGGACAGGAAAACGACUUUUCCCGCCAGCAGCCUCGCCGCAGCCGUUCCGGUUCCGCCGGCCGGAGGCAGAAGGCCUUGCCCAGCGAGAAGCCUCUCCCGGCCCUCCCGCCGCCGACACCCACGUCCGGAGCCGCCUUUGUCGACAUUGAUCUCCACGGCGAUGGCUCUCACAACUCGCCCAGCAGCCGUCGUCGAGCCACCAUCGCCAUCGCGCUCGCGCUGGCGUUCGUGGGAUGUAUGCUCGCCUUCGUAGUCCUGGGCUUCGCCUGGGACAACGGCGGCGUGAGACGGGGCCCGAACGCGUUGGACGGCUUGAAGAACCUAGACGACUGCCCGUGCAGACAGGACGAUGACGUGCCGCAGUACUUCAGGACGAGCCCGGAGUUGUGGGCUGGCCCGACGGCGACUGGUAGACCUGCUUUCAUGGCGCAGACGAGAGUCAUCCCUACAGGCACCUUUGUGCCAAAUGCGCCGCUACAGACGGACAUCCCUAUCGAGGGGAUGGGAAGCAAGAAUGAGAGCAUUUUCAACAUGAUGGGCUAUCUUACGCCGUAUCAACCGAGUCCUGGCUUUGGUGUCGAGGAAUACGCGCUGCCAGAAGGGGCCGAUAUUGUCCAAGUUCAGAUGCUCUCUCGCCACGGAUCUAGAUAUCCCACCAUGGGAUCCAAUGUAGCCGAUUUUGGGCAGCGCAUCGCAAAGGCUGGCAACAAGUUGAAUGCCAAGGGUGCUUUGAAGUUUUUGAACAACUGGAGGUAUCAGUUGGGACACGAGAUCCUGGUCCCAAAAGGGCGUCAAGAGCUGUUUGACUCCGGUAUCCUACACUCGUACAUGUAUUCAUCGCUGUAUAAUCCGAACAGCAAGAUCAUUGUGCGAACAACUACGCAAGACAGGAUGCUCAAGUCGGCCGAGUACUGGCUGGCCGGCUUCUUUGGUCUUGAAUGGACAAACAAUGCUACUAUUGAGGUCAUCAUCGAACAAGACAGGGCAAACAAUUCGCUCGCCGGUUACUUGAACUGCCCCAACGCCCGCAAGCAGAAUGGAGGCGACGAUGCUGCCAAGGUUUGGAUCUCAAACUACCUGGCCAAUGCUACUGCUCGAUUGAAAGAUCUGGCGGAUGGAUAUGACUGGACCAUUGAUGACACGUACGCGGCUCAGACCAUGUGCCCAUACGAGACGGUGGCCUACGGCUUCAGCGUCUUUUGCGAUUUGUUCACGUAUGAGGAGUGGGUUGGCUUCUCCUACUCUGUUGACCUCAUGUUUGCCGGCAACAACGCGUUCCAGAACCCCACAGGUCGUGCCGUAGGUAUCGGCUAUCAACAGGAAGUCAUUGCCCGCCUCCAGAACCACACUCUGGGUUACUCUGGGUCUCAGAUCAACGUGACAUUGGACAACAACACGGUCACGUUCCCUCUCAACCAGAGCCUCUACUUUGACUUCUCCCACGACACCAACAUCGCCUCUAUCCUAACGGCGUUUGGUCUGAAGCAAUUCGCCCAACUCCUUCAGCCGACGGAGUACCCGGGCCAGCACAACUUCACCGUCUCGCAUAUCACGCCGUUUGGCGCCCGGCUCGACAUCGAGGUCAUCAAGACGCCCAAGCCUUUCAAGGCCGAUCGUUCCGGAUACGAAAAGGACGGCGGGGAGACAAAAUAUAUUCACUUUGUUCUGAACCAAAGGACCGUGCCUUUGGGUUGGAGUUUUCCCGAUUGCGAUGUCACGAGAUUAGACGGCUGGUGCGAGCUCGAGACGUUCUUGAGCGUUCAGCAGGAUAUGCCUGAGCUGGCGGCCUAUGAUAGGGCCUGUCAUGGGGAUAUUGAGACUGUGCCGUACGGGACGGUGUAUGAUGGUAGGCCCAUGUGA
Molecule: messenger RNA, 1896 nt
Organism: Colletotrichum godetiae
Lineage: Eukaryota; Fungi; Ascomycota; Sordariomycetes; Glomerellales; Glomerellaceae
Product: histidine acid phosphatase
Exons: 10
Coding region: 1-1896 (631 amino acids)
Molecular function (GO): acid phosphatase activity
Source: RefSeq, a predicted model, not a curated record